Messenger RNA from Formica exsecta, 966 nucleotides. RefSeq lists its product as uncharacterized. The transcript is spliced from 3 exons. NCBI's taxonomy places the organism in Eukaryota, Metazoa, Arthropoda, Insecta, Hymenoptera, Formicidae. The record is from RefSeq and is a predicted model, not a curated record. Bases 492 to 965 code for a protein of 157 amino acids.
UGUAUACACAUAUAUAUAAUUUUGUUAUUUAAAAAAAUUUAAUUAUUUUUAUUAAUUAAAUUACUUUUUAUAUAUUACGUUCAAAAAUAUAAUUAAUUAGAAAAAAAUUUAGAUUUGUACUUAAUUAGCAACAGUUUUCAUAAAGCAAAAUAUUUCAUGAAAAGUAAUUACUGCUCUUUUUCUUAUUCCUGAAAUAUUUUUAUUACACACAUGACAGCAAUAAUUAAAUUACUCGUGAAAAACGUGUUUUGUAAAUUUCAGGUCAGCAUCCGCAUUUUUGUCUUUUUCUCUUUCUUUUCUGUAUAUUUGCCAAUAAAUAAGAAGAGAAAGAUGAUCAUCAGCCAGUUAGGAAUAACGGGUACGUCGACCGCGUUCUAUGAGGAAGGCGAGAACCGUGGCUAAAAGUUGCGUGGGUUUAUGAAAGAAAUCGAAGGAGCAAGAGCCGCAAACGAUCUCAUUUCUCUAAAAAAUCUCAGCCGUGUCGAAAGCAAAUGCGCACGGAAGCUACGAUCUCAUCCGUUUCUGAUAGAAAUAUGUCGCUCCUGAUAAUUUGGCUCGGUACUAGCGUUCUUUUACAUUGCUGCGUAUUCGCUGUAUCAGAUGAACACAGAAAAUUGAUGGGCGAUCAUACAUUAGAUGCAACAAAUAUAAUGAACGAGCCAUUAACUCCUUUGCCAAAAGAUGAAAUACGACAAUUUCAAGGAAAUUAUCCUAUUCCUCCAUUGAGACCUGGAUACAGACCGCAAAAAUGUCCUCUGUGCGACAGUUCAAUUUAUCCUUAUUGCGGCGAAAAACUAUUACAUGACGCUUGCUGUUGCACCGAUUCUAACGAUCUACCUUAUCAAUGUAAAUUAGCGGACUGCCGAUUUCUACACGCCAAUAGUUGUAGGGAGCACCGAUUGAUCGCCAACUGUUGCUGCAGCGAUGAUUAUCGAACUAUCCUGAAGAGUCUCGCACAAAAAUAAU